Pipistrellus kuhlii (Kuhl's pipistrelle) is the source of this 1849-nucleotide messenger RNA. It is a transcript of the gene COQ4, whose product is annotated as coenzyme Q4. Gene Ontology annotation, biological process: ubiquinone biosynthetic process. Gene Ontology annotation, cellular component: mitochondrial inner membrane; mitochondrion. The record is from RefSeq and is a predicted model, not a curated record. NCBI's taxonomy places the organism in Eukaryota, Metazoa, Chordata, Mammalia, Chiroptera, Vespertilionidae. The coding region runs from base 131 to 922 and encodes 263 amino acids. The transcript is spliced from 7 exons.
UACUCCCCGCCUCCCAAAGGCCCUCCUCAGAGUAACAGGGACCGAGUUCUGACCUUCCGGCUCGGUCGCCAGGGACGUUUGGAGCUGCGGCCCGGCUGUCCUCCCGCGACCUCGGCGCAGCCGUGCUGUCAUGGUGACGCUGCUGCGCGGGACCCUGCGUCCCCUCCGUCUGUUCCGAGCUCUCCCUGGCCCUGCUGCAGAUGCGCCCCUCCGAACGGCCAGCCAUGGCGCCGGCUUGCUCUACCCAGAACACAUCCCCACGUCCCUGCUGCAGAAGGUGCUGCUGACCGCCGGCUCUGCGGGCAUGGCCCUCUACAACCCGUACCGCCACGACAUGGUUGCAGUGCUAGGGGAGACCACAGGAUGUUAUGCCCUGAAGAUCCUCAGGGACCAGAUGAAGAGGGACCCAGAGGGCGCCCAGAUCCUGCAGGAGCGUCCCCGGAUCUCUCUGUCCACCCUUGACCUGGACAAGCUCCAGAGCCUGCCUGAGGGCUCCCUCGGCCGCGAGUAUCUCCGUUUCCUGGAUGUGAAUAGGGUCUCCCCAGAUACCCGGGCACCCACCCGAUUCGUGGACGAUGAGGAGCUGGCGUACGUGAUUCAGCGGUACCGGGAGGUGCACGACAUGCUACACACCUUGCUGGGGAUGCCCACCAACAUCCUGGGGGAGAUCGUGGUGAAGUGGUUUGAGGCUGUGCAGACCGGCUUGCCCAUGUGCAUCCUGGGCGCGCUCUUUGGACCAAUCCGACUCAGUGUCCAGCAACUGCAAGUGCUGUACUCGGAGCUGGUCCCAUGGGCAGUGGAGAACGGGCGCAGGGCCCCGUGUGUCCUCAACCUGUACUACGAGCGGCGCUGGGAGCAGCCCCUGACGGCCCUUCGGGAGGAGCUGGGCAUCACGGACCCCCCCAUGCACAUCCAGCCCUAGGCCCUCCUCCCCUCACCCGCCCACUUCCCCUGGAGGCCGAAGGCUCCGGGCCACUCCCUUCGCUGCUCUUCUUGAACAUUGACCCUUGGGUAUUACUUAUCAGAAUUUGCCCUAACACUCCUGAGUGGCUCUGAGGCCAACCCAGGCGGGGCAGGCAGUGCCGGCGGCUCCCAGGGAGCCUGGAGCUGCCCAAGGAGAGCCACACGUGGGCGGGAACCAGCCAUCUGGACUCGCGCUGGUCCACACCGGUCCUAGAGCCUUCCCUGCCAGCCAGCGCUUUCCGGGUGCCAGCCUGGGUGUCCUCCCAGGAGUGCAGAUGCGACCCAAUCCCGAAGGCCGGAGAAGGGGGAGGGAGUAUCCGCUUCAUCGGUCAGCGCCUGCCUCCCUGCCUUCGCCCAGGGCUGGCUGAUGGCAGCCUUGGGCCUCCCAUCUGCGCUUCAGCCGCUUGGCCCACCUCUGGCCUGGAGUUGGCCAGAUUGAAGCUCCUCACUCCUCUGGGGAUUUCUAGCCCAGGCCCUGGGGCAAACCCUCCCCCAUUUCAUCAGCGAAAGGGGGACGAACACAGCACCGCCUCUGGUCAUUGCGCAGGUUUCAGGGGGUGGUGCUCCAGAGAGCAUCCGAGAGAGGACCAGAGGCAGGAGCCAUUGUGUCACUGUGUGCACAGGUGGAGGAGCAGCAACCAGGCAUUGUCCUGGGUCAGAGCCAAGGAUGGGGACAGACAAGUGAAAGAGUGCGUGGCCCUGGCUGGAUUUAGAAUGGCAGAGCCUUUAGAGUUUUGAGGGACUGGUUCCUCAUCGUGUGGCCAGGGCAGCAAAGGCCCAGAAUGGGCAAGGACUUGGCUGGAGCAACUGGAACACAGGUUGCAAGGCCUCCUGCUUGGUUUUCCUGCGCCUCCGUUUCCCUGUGGACAAUAACAACUACAGUGUA